This is a messenger RNA of Macrosiphum euphorbiae (potato aphid), 2886 nucleotides long. The record is from the annotation of a GenBank genome assembly. NCBI's taxonomy places the organism in Eukaryota, Metazoa, Arthropoda, Insecta, Hemiptera, Aphididae.
AUGUUGACCAUGCCACCGGGCGCACUGCAAGGUCAGCGCUCGGCGGGCCCGCCCAAAGUGGUCGGCGAGAUAUUAAAACGCGGGGCCGGCACGGCGCCGACCGUCGUCGAAGGGAUUACGUCGGGCCCCGGUCGGAAGCGCCAACAGCCGUCCGGGGCGCCGGCGGCCGCGGCCAUGGUGUUGGCCAAGGACAUGGCCACAGGCCGCGGCAAGUCGUCCGGCGCCGCCGCCGGUUCGCAAAGCCCCAGAGCCGCCCGGCCGUCGGCAGCUAUUUCGAUCCGACCGAAACCGGUCCCGCCCUCAGUAUCCAGGAAAACGGUGGCGACUGUCGUCGGCGGCUCCAGCAGGAAGCCGCAGCCGUCCAACAAGUGUCGUCGGCCCACGUCCGCCGAACGUGUCAAGGUUUCAAAGUCGGAACCGGAAUCAAAUGAUUCGCCAACCGAAUUAAAUUCACCUGAUUCUGAUGCUUAUUGGUUAGUCCACAAUGAAGGAUUUUCGCCUGUACAAUACACAAGGAAAAAAACUUCUGACGGUUCAUCAAAAGUAUUGGUUAAGGUGUUUGGUGGUAAAGAAUAUAACGUGGACGAAGAAAGCCUAGAAAAGAUGAAUCCAGUAAAAAUGCAGUUGACUGAAGAUUUAUCACAGUUAAAUUAUUUAAAUGAGUCAAGUAUUUUAAAUGUUAUACGUAGUAGAUAUACCUCAAAUCUUAUCCACUCAUAUGCUGGACCCACAAUGCUAGUUGUUAAUCCCGGAUCUCCAUUAAAUUUGUACACUGAUAAGGUUAUGCAUAUGGUUAAAAAUCUUCAUAAGAUUAAUAAACAACCACCACCUCAUGUUUAUGCUAUGGCACAGUCUGUAUACAUGGCAGCUGUAACUACACGUCGCGAUCAGUCUUUAAUUCCUAUGGGAUGUCAAGCAAGUGGAAAAUCAACGUCAUGUAAACAUUUAUUACAAUACCUUGUACAAACAGCAGUAUCUCCUAAUAAGGUUGUUACUCUUGAAAAGAUUGAAGCCAUGUGGACAGUAUUAGAAGCUUUUGGAAAUGCGGCGACUGCAAAUAAUCCAAAUGCUACUAGAUCUGUACAUUUAUAUAGCAUUGAUUUAGAUCAAGGUGGACAAAUUGCAUCAAUGUCCAUUCAAAUGCAUUUUUAUGACAAAUGGAGGCUCAUUGAUCAUCCUCCUAAUGAAUUCUCUUUUCAUGUAUUCUAUUACUUGCUAGCUGGUAUAGAAAAUAUUCCUGCGCUACGUAAAGAAUUAUAUUUAGAUCAAAUCAAUGAUGAUUUGAAGGGAGUUGAUAAAAGUCAAGCAGCUGUGGAGUUCACUAAUCUUCAAUCUGCUAUGAUGAUUCUUGGAUUUUCAAACACUGAACUCAAAGCAAUUUAUGCUGUGUUAGCUGCAAUUAUACAUCUUAGUCACACAAAAAUAGUUAAAAAAGAUAGUAUAUUUAAAGACAAAGUACAAUGGACUUGGAGCAAUUCCGAUGCAGCAAAACGAGCUGCAAAAUGUCUUGGCGCAGGAAAUUCUGAUGAUUUGUUUAGCUUGGUAUUUCCAGAUGUUGAGAUAUUUGUUGAGUGUGAUAUUGGCGACCAACUAAAUGCUUUGAUUGUUGGACUGUAUACAGAGACAUUCAACCUUGUAGCAUCGAUUAUUAAUCGUAAACUAGCUCCAUCCAUCCAUUCUCUUUGUUCUAUUAUAAUUCCAGAUUAUCCAGGAUAUAUUGUUAAGUCAAAGUCUGCAUUAACCAUGUUUGAUUUUUGGACAAAUUAUCUUCACGAACGACUGUUAUCAAGUUAUCAUAAUUAUGCUGUUGUUGCUCCAUUAGAAAAAUAUAAGAUAGAAAAGGUAGAAACAGCUGCUAGUUAUGAAGCUGAGUUUUGUGCUGAAGACCACAUGUUAAAAUUAUUUAUUGGAGCUAAAGGAGCUGUUGGUUUUGGUCGCAGUCCAUCAAUGGUAGAUUUAAAGCCUGAACCAUGCCCUGGUUUGUUGAGAAUUCUUGACGAUACAGCUGGUGAUACUAAUUCAAAUGAUCAAGAUCUUAUUGAAAAAAUCCAAAACAUAUCCAAUGAUAAAUCAUUUUUAAAUAUUCUAAAGAAUGGUAACAAACCCAAUGAAUUCACUCUGGUUCAUUUUCGUGAAACCAUUCCAAUUACAUAUAAUAUUAAUGGAUGGAUAAAUAUGUGUCGUGAUGGUAUGGCAAAGACAGCAAUAGCACUACUCCAUGACUCAUCCAAUAUUGAUAUUUCAACUGUAUUCUCCAAAAAUCGAGGUGCCGGUCUUACAAGUACACUAGCAAUUGUAGACGGAACCCAGUCAUUAAGACGUAUGUCUAGUAUUCGACGAGCUACAUUUGGUAGUCUCAGUACUGCAGCGACACUGAAAAGAAAAUUAACGAGUGUUCAAAUAAGAUUUGCGGUGGAUGGACUAGUUGAAACCUUGCGAAGGACUGGACAGCACUUUAUUCAUUGUUUUAUUGCACAACAUGAAGCUGGUUUUACUAACCGCACUGAUGUUGCAGCUACUAGAGUUUUUAAUUCUAUGUAUAAACUGCAAUCAAUCACGCUGAGCCCUAAUUCCAAUAAGCCAAAUCCAGAACCUGUUGACAUACCACUUUUAAGACAACAAAUGCGUGGAGCUGAUAUUUUACCUACUAUUCGGUUUUAUAAACAAGGAUUUCCAAUUUCUAUGUUUAUUGCUGAAUUUAUUCGCAAAUUUGCUGCAUUUCUGCCUACUAAUUUAAAAACUGAUGAUUCAAACAACACAAUUAAAGAUCACCGACAAUGUGUUUCUGAGAUUAUGAGCAAAGCUGAUAUAGAUGAAUCUUUGUACAAAAUUGGAAUUAAUCAAGUAAGUAAAAUAUUAUUUAUUAAUAUUCUAUACAUAUUUUAG